Molecule: messenger RNA, 1038 nt
Organism: Eubalaena glacialis (North Atlantic right whale)
Lineage: Eukaryota; Metazoa; Chordata; Mammalia; Artiodactyla; Balaenidae
Gene: ARL5C
Product: ADP ribosylation factor like GTPase 5C
Biological process (GO): intracellular protein transport; protein localization to Golgi membrane; vesicle-mediated transport
Cellular component (GO): cytoplasm; trans-Golgi network
Molecular function (GO): GTP binding; GTPase activity
Source: RefSeq, a predicted model, not a curated record
CCAAGCGCCGGGACUCGACCCGGGCACCCGAAAGCCCCCGAGUCCUAUCCCUGUCUGACCCGGGACGUGCCAUGAGACAACUGAUCGGCAAGUUGAUGAGCACCUUCCGGAAACAGGAACACAAGGUUAUCAUCGUGGGACUGGACAAUGCAGGAAAGACCUCCAUUCUCUACCAGUUCCUGACGAAUGAGGUGGUCCAUACAUGUCCCACCAUCCGUAGCAACGUGGAGAAGAUUGUUUUGCAAAAGACCCACUUCUUCAUGUGGGACAUAGGAGGAGAGGAGGCUCUGCGCUCCGCUUGGAACACAUACUACUCCAAUGCUGAGUUCAUCAUCCUUGUGAUUGACAGCACGGACCGGGAUCAACUGCUGACCACUCUGUAGGAGCUGUAUAAGAUGCUGGCCCAUGAGGCUCUAUGAGAUGCUUCCGUCCUGAUCUUUGCCAAUAAGCAGGACAUGAAGGACUCCAUGACCACCGUGGAGAUCUCCCAAUUCCUCACCCUUAGUGCCAUCAAAGACCACCCGGGCACAUGGCACAUACAGGGCUGCUGUGCCCUCACCGGGAAGAGGCUGCCUGCCGGACUUCAGUGGAUGCAGUCUUGGGCCACUGUCAACUGAUGUCCCAGCCUGAGGCCAACCAGAAACUUUGAGGGUUUUGCAUGGACUAUGUGGGUGGAAAACCCAAGUGACUAUUUGUUAUUUUUCUGUGAUUCUCUGGUGGGACCAGGGGCAGCUAUGGACAGUGAGAUUGCCGCUAUCCACCCAACCCCCACUGAGGAGCUAGACUGAGCACCGUGAAUUGCUGCAGACAGGACAACAGUAAAAGCUGCCCUUCACUCCAUGGGAGCAGGUGUCCUUCUUGGAGACACCAGGGAAGCUGUUGGAUGUGCUGGGGGAUUAGGAAGUGGAGCCCCCUCCCCUCAGCCCUCAAUCUCUCUGUAGGACAGAGUAAGAAACCCUGGAAUUUUUCUUUAUUUCCUAGAACCCUAACCCUAGCCCCCUCACCCCCACUGCAGGUUUCUGGCCCCUUAGACAUCUU